Messenger RNA from Vicia faba (fava bean), 2004 nucleotides. Lineage: Eukaryota; Viridiplantae; Streptophyta; Magnoliopsida; Fabales; Fabaceae. The record is from the annotation of a GenBank genome assembly.
AUGCAAGUCUUUCCCAAUUCUUAUCUCUUCACUUUUCCUAAACCCUUAAACCCUCCCUCUCCCCCUUUUCACUUCCACUGUCGUCCUCCGCCUCUACUCUUCCGAAAACCACCACCCUCCACCGUUGCAAAGUCCUUCUCCUCCGAGGAGUUCCCCGUCGACGAGACCUUCCUCCAGACCUUCGGCCCCAAUAGCAAGGAAUCCGAGGAUGAAGCUCGAAAGCGCAACUGGAUCGAACGCGGCUGGGCUCCCUGGGAUGAAAUCCUCACUCCCGAAGCCCAAUUCGCGCGUCACAGUCUCAACGAAGGUGAAGAGGUUCCUCUCAGUUCGCCGGAGUCCAUCGAAGCGUUCAGAAUGUUGAACCCUAGGUACCGUAAGAAGAAAAUUGAAGAAAUGGGAUUGACGGAAGAGGAGUAUUUGGCGAAGCAGUUUGAAAUCAAGGGAGAGAUUCCGGAGCCGUUGGAGACCAAGUGGGCCGGACCGCUGGUGGUCAGGUUAGUGCCUCCGCGUGAUUGGCCUCCCCGAGGGUGGGAGGUCGACCGGAAGGAACUCGAGUUCAUUCGAGAAGCACAUAAGUUGCAGGCGAAGAGGGUCAAGUUAGAGGAUAUUGAAAAUGGAGUUAGAACUGAGACUGAUGAUGUGUGUUUGGAUCGGUAUAAGAUGUUUCUGAAGCAAUACAAUGAGUGGGUGGAAGCUAACAAGGACUUGUUGGAAGAGGAAUCUUAUAAGCUAGACCAAGAUUAUUACCCUGGUAGGAGGAAAAGAGGCAAGGACUACAAAGAGGGCAUGUACGAGUUACCAUUCUAUUAUCCUGGUCAAAUUUGUGUGGGGAAGGUGACAACUUUGCAUCUCUAUCAAGGGGCAUUUGUUGACAUUGGCGGGGUAUAUGAUGGGUGGGUUCCUAUAAAGAACAAUGAUUGGUUUUGGAUUCGCCAUCAUAUAAAUGUGGGUAUGACCGUCAUUGUUGAAAUUACGGCAAAGCGAGAUCCUUAUCGCUUCCGAUUCCCAAUUGAACUCCGUUUUGUUGAUCCAAAUAUAGAUCAUCUGAUCUUUAACAGAUUUGACUUCCCACCAAUAUUCCACCGCGAGGAAGAUACUAAUCUAGAUGAAAUGCAGCGUGACUGUGGAAGACCUCCUGUUCCUAGAAAAGAUCCAGGAGACAAGCCAGUAGAAGAACCUCUAUUUUCUAAUCACCCGUACGUUGAAAAGUUGUGGCAGAUCAAUGUAGCUGAGCAAAUGAUUUUGAAUGAUAUGGAUCUUAAUCCUGAUAAAUAUAAAGGCAAAAAACUGUCAGACUUGGUUGACAGAGAUGAUUUUGAUGAAGAAAAAUCCGUUCAGCAUACAAAAGUUCAGUAUAAGAAUGCUUUAGUGCCAAAAGUAACUUUGAAAACAAGUGUCAAAGAGCUUGACUUAGAGGCUGCACUUGCUGAGCGUGAGCACCAUAAGAAACUAUGGAAGGAAGCAAAGGACAGAGGUAAGGAGUACAAAAUUACCACAUUGAAGCGCAAUAUUGAGAUGGAUGAAUAUGAUUUUAUGCAUUGGCGUAGAUCAUUUGAAGAAAGAGAAGCUUUGAUUAGAGACAUCAGCUGUCGCAAAACUCUUGGACUACCAUUGGAAGAGCCAGGAAGGUAUGUGGAUGCUAGUUUUUUCGGUAAAGGCCAGUAUGAUCCUGAAAGUCCUCUAUAUCGUUAUGACUAUUGGGGAGAACCCAAGAAUUCAGAAAAGAGCAGAAAAAAGAGGAUGACAGAUACUCAUAACAAAUCAAUUGUGGGCAAGGGCACUGUUUGGUGUGAAAUGCCGUAUGAAGAUAGCAUCAAGCUUCAGGGCAAAGAAUUCGAUGAGUAUAUAAAGCAAGGUGAAGGUGAUGAAGAAGAGGAUGAUGAGGAUGACGACGACGACGGUUUUGACUUUAGUAUUCUUGGCAAUAAUGAUGUCGCAGAUCAAAUCCAUGUUAAUGGAACCGAGACUUCUAGAUUGUCAGAUGAAGGCGUGAUUGAGAAAUGA